GGCCGGGCGGGGCGGAGGACGGAAGUUCCGCGAUGCGCAGGCGCGUCAACCGUCCCUCGCUGGGCGCCUGUCUGGGCUUGCUGUGGGGACUGCUCGGCGGGAUCCUCGGAAUCCCGGCUCGGUUCUCCGUCGUCGCGGGCAGUCCGUCUCUCUCGGAAUUGGCCUGCUCCUGGGGAGGCGACGACAUUGUCCAGACGCCGUCCUGUUCCCUGCAGGGACUCGGCCCGGAGCCCGCAGCAUCGCGCUGGACAGUUUUGACAGGUGUUGGUCGCCGCGGAAUAAAUGGCUGCUGGACAAGAUCGAGUGGUUGCUCUUGUAGAUAUGGAUUGUUUCUUUGUCCAAGUGGAACAGCGGCAAAACCCUCAUUUGAGGAAUAAGCCUUGUGCAGUUGUACAGUACAAAACAUGGAAAGGUGGUGGAAUUAUUGCAGUGAGUUAUGAAGCUCGUGCAUUUGGGGUUACUAGAAACAUGUGGGCAGAUGAUGCUAAGAAGUUGUGUCCGGAUCUUCUACUGGCACAAGUUCGUGAGUCCCGUGGAAAAGCCAACCUCACCAAGUACCGGGAAGCUAGUGUUGAAGUCAUGGAGAUAAUGUCUCAGUUUGCUGUGAUUGAACGUGCCAGCAUCGAUGAGGCUUAUAUAGAUCUGACCAGUGCUGUACAAGACAGACUUCAGAAGUUAGAAGGUCAGCCUAUCUCAGCAGACUUGUUACCAAGCACUUACAUUGAAGGGUUGCCCCGAGGCCCUACAACAGAAGAGACUAUUCAGAAAGAGGAAAUUCGAAAACAAGGCUUGCUUCAGUGGCUUGGUUCUCUUCAGAUUGAUGAGCCCACCUCUCCAGACCUACGGUUGACUGUGGGAGCAGUGAUUGUGGAAGAAAUGAGAGCAGCCAUAGAGAGGAAGACUGGUUUUCAGUGUUCAGCUGGAAUCUCACACAAUAAGGUCCUGGCAAAACUCGCCUGUGGACUAAACAAGCCCAACCGCCAAACUCUGGUCUCACAUGGGUCAGUCCCACAGCUUUUCAGCCAGAUGCCAAUUCGUAAAAUCCGCAGUCUUGGAGGAAAGCUUGGGGCUUCUGUCAUUGAAAUCCUUGGGGUAGAAUACAUGGGAGAACUGACCCAGUUCACUGAAUCCCAGCUACAGAAUCAUUUUGGAGAGAAGAAUGGAUCUUGGCUAUAUGCCAUGUGCCGAGGGAUUGAACAUGAUCCAGUUAAACCCAGGCAGUUACCUAAAACUAUUGGCUGUAGCAAGAACUUCCCAGGGAAAACAGCUCUGGCUACUCGGGAGCAGGUACAAUGGUGGCUGUUACAGUUAGCCCUGGAACUUGAGGAGAGACUGACCAAAGACCGAAAUGAUAAUGACAGGGUGGCCACUCAGUUGGUUGUCAGUAUUCGUGUACAAGGAGACAGACGUCUCAGCAGUCUGCGCCGCUGCUGUGCCCUCACUCGAUACGAUGCUCAUAAGAUGAGCCAGGAUGCUUUUGCUGCCAUCAGAAACUGUAAUACUUCUGGAGUCCAAACUGAGUGGUCCCCUCCCCUCACGAUGCUCUUCCUCUGUGCUACCAAAUUCUCCGCCUCUGCCCCUUCAGCUUGCACAGACAUCACCACCUUCUUGAGCAGUGACUCGAGUUGUCAGCCAAAGUUGUCAGCUGCCGGCUCUGGAGCUAAGAGCCAGGGGACUGGUCCAGCUCUGCCCACCUCUACAAAGGCAGCUACAUCUCUGGAGUCUUUUUUUCAAAAGGCUGCCGAAAAGCAGAAAAUGAAAGAGCCUUCCCUUGUACCUCUGAACACGUCCACAGACAAGUCACCAGCCAAGUCCUCGCUACCAUUCCAGACCAGCCAGACUGCAGGAAUUGAGCCCUUCUUUAAGCGGAAGAGGCUGCUGUCACAGCAGCCACAGCUGAAGAAUUCUUCAGCUCCUUACCUUCCACACAAGGACUCUGAAGGGGCAUCAAGCUGUUUUCCAACAGAGUAUGCAGAUGGUGGUCCUCUUUGUGAAAGAGUGUUGAAGCCAGUAUCCUCUAAAGCAAUUUCUACAGAAGUGGAUGUGGCUGGGAACAGUCCAAACAUGCUUGAUUCUUCAGUUUACAACUCUGAGGAGGUGGCCCAAAGGGCAACUGAGGACCAAGUGAUCUGUGAGAAGUGUGACUCCCUGGUUCCAGUGUGGGACAUGCCGGAACACAUUGACUACCAUUUUGCAUUGGAGCUACAGAAGUCUUUUUUACAGCCUUGUACUUCAAAACCCCAGGCUGUUCCUGCCAUGUCUCCUCAAGGCAAAAGAAAUCCCAAGAGUCCUUUGGCUUCCAGUAAUAAACGCCUUAGGCCCCAUGGCAUGCAGACACUGGAAUCAUUUUUUAAGCCAUUAACACAUUAAUACUGCCUCAGGCUUGCAGGAGAGCUUUACUAUCUUAUUUGUAACUUGAGAUGGAAUCAUGUUGAUUUCUCAAGGGAAUCUAUGAAUUUUUUUAAUAGAAAAUUAGGCUAAGUUUUUCUCUCUUCCAAUGGGAUUCUGAUCCUGUUGCUGAUCAAAAUGUUUUUAAGCUUUAGGGAGACACUGUCAUAAAAGGUGUAAGAGCCUUGGCAAACUCCUUCAGUUUUGAGCUAUCUCACUUGGUUAUCUAUAAAAUUGAAGACUAUUUUUUAUAUGUAUAUUUUGAUAUAUUUAGAGGUGUAACUAAAGAGAUACAGCCCCUCAAAAAAGAAAAAACAAGUCCUAACUUUAAAUUGGAACAGAAAAGGGGGGGAAAAUGGGGUUGGGAAUAUAUCUCAGUGGUGGAACACUAGCCUAGGAUAGCAUUUAAUUCCCAGUACUGGAGGGAAACAAAAACAAAACAAAACAGUACUAUAAACAUGGGCAGAUCCAAAAGGCUAAAGUAAGGAUUUAAUAAGUAAUUUUCUUAAUGAAAUGUGUAGUUUUCUUCAGCCACCUAAGUGUUGGGAUUAAAUCUUUUAGGCUUUUCUGAUAUGACCUUGAAUUAUAUAUGAAACCGGUAGUAGGUUCAAUGAGUAGGAAGAUAAGCAUACACAUCUCUCUUCCCAUACAUAAAUACAACUUCAUUUUACUUGUUUAUAAAUUGGGCCUUUGUAUUUUACUUCUCGGGGAAAGUUUGAAAUUUACUGUGUUUAGCAGGACAUGACCCCUUCCUUUGAAUUUACUGUGGCUUUUCCCCAGCUCAAUUAGUAGCUUCUUAAAGGAAGGCAAGAAUUCUUGCAGUGCCUUGCACAUAGCGUGUUAUGUUCUUCAUAUUGUGAAUGUAUGUAGUGAAAAAUUAUACAUCUGAUUGCCCAACUAGAACAAUAAAAAUGUACUCUCUGAGGA
Messenger RNA from Peromyscus eremicus (cactus mouse), 3315 nucleotides. RefSeq names its product DNA polymerase eta (gene Polh). Gene Ontology annotation, molecular function: DNA-directed DNA polymerase activity; damaged DNA binding. The transcript is spliced from 11 exons. Lineage: Eukaryota; Metazoa; Chordata; Mammalia; Rodentia; Cricetidae. Gene Ontology annotation, biological process: response to radiation; error-prone translesion synthesis. The record is from RefSeq and is a predicted model, not a curated record. The coding region runs from base 283 to 2370 and encodes 695 amino acids. Gene Ontology annotation, cellular component: site of double-strand break; replication fork; nucleus.